Messenger RNA from Lindgomyces ingoldianus, 1530 nucleotides. Its product is annotated as mRNA triphosphatase CET1. NCBI's taxonomy places the organism in Eukaryota, Fungi, Ascomycota, Dothideomycetes, Pleosporales, Lindgomycetaceae. The record is from RefSeq and is a predicted model, not a curated record. Gene Ontology annotation, biological process: polynucleotide 5' dephosphorylation; 7-methylguanosine mRNA capping. Gene Ontology annotation, cellular component: mRNA capping enzyme complex. Gene Ontology annotation, molecular function: polynucleotide 5'-phosphatase activity. The transcript has a single exon. The coding region runs from base 19 to 1263 and encodes 414 amino acids.
CAUCAUCACACCGCCAACAUGAAUAUCAACGCGCUACUCAUAAACCCAGCGCCGGAGGCGCCACGCGUAUCACCUUCGAAUCCGCCUUUUAUACCCGCGCCCAGCCCCUCCACGUCUGCCGCGAAGCUCCCAACACCACCAUUGUCCACCAGCAAACCAAUGACACACAAACGCAAACGACACGAUCCCAAACCCAUCUGGGCUGUCCGAGAAGAUGAGGUUAUGGAUGACCAACCUUUACAGCCCCCUCAACCUCCUCAAUCUCUUCAACCGCUGCAGCAAUCUCGACCACAGCCUCCCCCGGCCGUGCAACGAAAUGGCACACAACCCCAAACCUCGCGCGAGCUGCAAGGCUACGAGCGCCCGAUCACCAAUGAUCCGCGAAUGUAUGACGAAAUCUCGCGCAAGGUCUGCGACUUUCUUUGGGACAAUGUGGUGGAAAAUGCACUUGUCCGAAAUGCGAUUGCCGAAUCCCCCGCAACACAGGUCGAGAUAGAAGCGCGAUGGGGUCAAAUUCAGGAAAGGCAUGGCGGAGGGCGCCUUCGGGGCAUGCACGAUACAGAGUGCAUCAUACGGAAAGACGUUUUGGAGCAGAUGAAGUUCGAGAGCACCAUGUCGCUUGAACAGCAUCAGAAGAUGAACAAGUUUCUGAAUAAUCAGGUCCAGCUUUCGAAACAUCCUAACGCUCUGCGAGCGGAAAUUAACUACAAGCACACGAGGGAAGUGGACAUGUUCUAUCAACUUGAUCAAGAUGGCUUUAGCUUACUCCCUCACCACACCAAAGAAAUGAUAGCCCAGUCAAAUGCCCGGCAGAGAAUCAGAGUUACUCGAGAUGCGAGGACGGAGGGAGUCCUUGCCAAAGUCAUUAAACUACGGAUAGCCAACCUCGAGAUCAGCUCUCCGCAGACCGAGUGGGAUUACCGGAUCGGCAUCAACCUGGAAAUAAAUUUCCCUGGUCCCGUUGAAGGUCUCAGCCCCGCGACCGAGCAUGGACGGAAUGCUGAAAGCCUCGAACGGCGAAAAGAUCGCGUAUCGUACUCGUGGCUCAAUGCAUACCAAAUCGACCUUACCCAAGUCAGCCAAGCCCAAGGCAAGAAUCACGAGUUGGAACUCGAACUUGACUCAAAAGUGCUCAUUAAUGCGGCGGAAAAAGUCAAACGUGGCGAAGAAAAUGAUUUCGAGAAUCUGGUGUCGGGGAUGAUGAACAACCUAAGAAUCCUGUCACGCGAAGUCACUCCCGCCGGUGUGAAAGCGUUACCAUAGUGCGCUCUAAGCCCCGGGCAGUCUUCUUUUUUUAGAUGAUCAUUUCAGCUACCGUCGUCGCAGUAUUAUCAAAAGUGGAAAACGCGUUCAAUGGGCUCUAUUUGGUCAAGAGGACAGCCAACAGGAUGCCGUUGGCUGGCCUUGCUGGACGUGUGUAAUUGUAGAUCGUGGCGUUCUGGUUAUGGCUUCGGUGGAGAGUUUAUCGGUCUUGGGGUUGGGAACACUAGGCCAUUAACGGCAUUAUAGCUGAGUCCUAGCAUCUGGUAC